Messenger RNA from Perkinsus marinus ATCC 50983, 606 nucleotides. RefSeq names its product cytochrome p450, putative. The record is from RefSeq and is a predicted model, not a curated record. The transcript is spliced from 4 exons. Gene Ontology annotation, molecular function: iron ion binding; oxidoreductase activity, acting on paired donors, with incorporation or reduction of molecular oxygen; monooxygenase activity. NCBI's taxonomy places the organism in Eukaryota, Perkinsozoa, Perkinsida, Perkinsidae. The annotation marks the transcript as partial.
AUGAGUGACUGCGCUGGACAAGUUCACGACUGGGAGCCCCAUGGAUUGCUGCAACUGACAGCAUUGGACUUCACAUUCGCCACACACUUUGGGAAAGACUUCAAUUUCCUAAGUCCACUAGAUACCAACGGAGCAGCCGAUCGGGAGUACACCUUGGGCGCUUUUCAAGAUUUCUUGACGGGCUUCGAUUUCAUCCUCAAACAUCAGGCUCUAGGGCCUCUCCUGCAGAAUAGGUACCCGAAUAAGCUAAGCCAGAAAGUGGCCAAGUUCUACUCGUCUGUGGCGAAAGUGGAAACUUCUGCGAGAGAAAUCAUCGAACAGAGAAAGAAGGAAUUGUCUGAAGGGGCUGAACCCAAGUGUACCGUUUUGGACAAGUUGAUCGCCGAGAAGAGGCUACACUUGACAUGGAAUCUCAUAACUUUCACGCUGAGUGGGGGCACUUCGGUACCCUCGAACAUCGAGUGGUUCCUCUAUCUGAUGUGUAUAAACCAAGAUGCUCAGAAGAAGGCCAGGGCCGAAGUUGACGCUCUUGGAAAAGAUCCAACCGAUAACGACGAUCUUGACAAACUACGAUACGUCGAGGCAUGUGUGUUGGAAACUCUCCGU